Molecule: messenger RNA, 3189 nt
Organism: Oreochromis niloticus (Nile tilapia)
Lineage: Eukaryota; Metazoa; Chordata; Actinopteri; Cichliformes; Cichlidae
Exons: 5
Coding region: 1361-2353 (330 amino acids)
Source: RefSeq, a predicted model, not a curated record
AACAGAGCACAGUGGAUCAGUUUAGUGAGUUUGAGUUGAUAUAUCUUUCAGAAGAAUUUCCAGCUUCCAAUCUCAAAAUCUGAUUGAGUUGUUGGAAUUUCGAGGGAAUCAAGUUAGCUUACUUGUUCCUCAAGCUGCUUUAUUUAAACCUAUCCAACUGCUCAGAUGUGAAGGUAAAAGCAAGGUGUACCCUGUAACAGGCCCGGUUCACAGAAGCCCUUAGCAGGAUAAACACAUAUAACUGACUAUUUACUUAUUUAUUGUGUUACAGCCUUUCCUGCACAACACCUGGUACAGGUGCACAAUAAUAAUUUCACCCUGAAACGACAUGCAAUAACAGCUGUAGUAAAAAUCUAUUGAAAUACGCAUAUUUACAUGGAUGGCCAUGUAAUCACCUUAUCUGAGGAAUAAAUAAGACAAAAGCAUAUAGAUCAGUGGUCCCCAACCUUUUUUGCGCCACUGACCGGUUUAUGCCCGACAAUAUUUUCACGGACCGGCCUUUAAGGUGUCGCAGAUAAAUACAACAAAAUAAAACUAGUACCGGUACCGAAAAAAAGAUUUAUUCAUAACACACGUGAAAAGACCCAGGAAAACCGAGUUGACAAUAAAAUCGAUAACAGAAUAACGCUGAAAACCGAUAAAAACCCUGAAAACAAUACAUUUCACACCUGAGCCUCAACUCUCGCGGCCCGGUACCAAACGACUCACGGACCGGUACCGGUCCGAGGCCCGGGGGUUGGGGACCGCUGAUAUAGAUGACAUUUAUCCUACUAAAACUGAAAAUACACCCAUGAAAACUGCAGAUUUUUUCCUCCUCUGGUUUCUCUAUGUAACUGGGUCAGAACAGAGCAGAGCAUCCCACAGCAGCUUCAGAUGUAGGUCAGUGGGUGUCUGUGUGGACCGCCUUUGCUGGAGCUUCUUCCUGUGAGCUCAGUUGUCAACAUGCUGAUGCCAUUUUUAGCCUGAGCCCACGGGUUAUUAGCAACAUAAUAUGAUGUAAUCUGUGCCUGGACUAUUUAGGUUCGCCCAUACUCUCCCUCUGGCAUCCAAACCUUAGUUUAAUAAUGGGUCAUCUUUCUCAUAGACGAUCUUUGCUCCACCUCAGCAAACAAGAAUUCCUGUCAUAAUUUCUUUCAGGUGACAGCAGUUUGUGUGCUCGUUACCAUAACAGCAGAUUUAAUGGGCCAGCCACAGAGACCUCCAAUUGUUCUCAGUAUUUCCCACUGCUGCUGGAGAGAGAGGAGUUCAGCCUGACAGAUCCGAGAGGGAAGCUUUUUAUGCAAUAAAGUUUUGCGGGAUAUGUCUGAAUAAUUUCAUAGGAGGUGGUCAAAGGUGUUUUUAUGUAUAUUUAUUCAGUGAGAUGGGGAAAGAGAACAACACAUUGAUAGUAAAACUAGAACCAGGUUUCCCACUAAAUAUAGAAGCAAAGAAGCAAUUUCCCAGGAUGAGCACAGUGAAGUCAAAGAAGAGGAUAAAGAAGAUCACAUCGGACAACAGGUCCACCACAGAUAAGGACGGGACUACAUGUGAGAUAUCAGGGAACAUAAUGAGGUUUUGUGUCAACUUAAUGCCGGUUUUAACCUUGGCUAAGGAGACUGAGCAGGAGGAGGAAGACGAGAAAGAAGAAAGCAACACCUCCAUGAGUCGACAGGAAACAGAAACCAGCAGCAGAGACCCAUCUGUCAGCAAACUAGUGGAACAGAAACAAAACGCAAUUGACCUCCAGUCAGGAUUAACCUCAGAGAGAACAACCAAACCAAGACUCUCACUGACUUCUCCAUUUCUGCCGCCGCCUAUAAGCGAACCAAAACCAUUUGAUCAGAGCUCAGGCUGUCUCACUCCUCUGCCUGCCAUCACUGUGCAUCAACAAGCAACAACCAGCUCUGCAAAGCUUGGAGCAGAAGGCUUUGGAGUCAGUGGAGCAGUUACAGUGCAGGCUUCAGACAUCAGGCCCUGGAUAGACAAUCCCCUGUUCUCCAAGAGUAGAUCAGCUGAGGUUCAGCUUCCUGACAUCACCUUGUCCAGCCUGAAUGCACUGCUGCAAACUGUCACAUACAGACUGAGGAAGAAGAGGAGAGGGGCCAAGGAAGGACUAUGGAGACAAGACCGGUCUGAUCAGCUCCUCGUGGCCUUUACAGAUCAGUGUCGGGCAGCAGGAUGGGAAGCGGGGCAGCGUAUGAGCUGGAAAAGACAGAUCACCUGGUGCCUGCGGGGUAAACAGACAGAUGAGCCUCCCUCCACUUCAUCCUGCACCCAAAGCGCCGCUCAUCUUCCUCAGGAUGAUGCAGCCAAACCACCUGACUGCUCAGACGCCGCAGUGACUGAACAACCACACAUAACUUGCAGUGUUUGAAAAUUGUGCUGCAGGUCAAAUAUUUUUAAUUUUUUCAGAACAACAGACAUUCUUUUAAGCUACCAUACUUCAAGGAAAUAACGUACAUCUUACAGCUGAUAUUCAAGUAGAACAGCAUAUUCAUUCCAAAAUGAGACAUCCAGCUUACAGUUUCAGUUCUGCAGUAUUUCAGGGCAUUUCAGUAUAAUUCUUGAUCUUUUAUUAAACAUUUUCUGCCUUUUUUCCAGAGUUAGACAGGAAAUAUAAGAGAGGGAGGUGGGAAAUUACAGCAUGCAGCUGUAGACUUUUGUCCACUACAUGGACAAAAGUAUUGGGAGUAAGUCUGUACUGUUGAAUUAAAGCAGCUAGCAUGCCGUCUGUCUUUACAAAGAUUCCCGAAAGAACGUGCUGUUGGAGAGAGCUCACUGAAAUUGAGCUUGGUGCAGUAACAGGACGCCACAGCCGCAGUUUGUGACAUUUCUUCUCUCAUAGAUAUCCCACAGUCAGCUGUAAGUGGAGGAAGUGUUUGAGAAUGACAGAAGGUCAGACUCCAAACAUCCUCUGGCAUUAACAGCACAGAAACUGUCAGCCGGGAGCUUCAUGGUUUUGGUUUCCAUGGCUGCUACACUACUUUUAUCCAUGUAGUGCACAUGUCCUAACCACUCACCCGUCCAGCUGCCCCACAUUGUUAAAAACAGGUUGCAUUUUGGAAUGAAAUCCUUCUGAUAUGUCACGUUUGUCUCAUGCAUAUAUAUAUAUAAAAUGCCAUUACAGUACGGUAACAUUCAGCAGCCAGUGUGUCGUUUGUUAGAAAGAAACAAACACAUAGUUCAGAAUAAAAACAGUUGUUGACUGAA